AUGUGGCUCGGCGGCUGGGUGUCUCACCCUUGGACGGUGAGCAAGAAGCACCAGACGCUGGUGAACCAGAACAGGCAAGAAUGGUCGGGCCGCACGUCCAGGCGCUCGGUCGAGGAGAACGGCUAUUCGGCGAAGCGGUCAAGCGAGACGGGCAGCCGCGCGGCUGCGAAGGCGGCGACGAACGGCGCGGCGUCAGAGGGCGGUACCGAGAAUGCCCUCCCCGGAGUCGCGCUCAUCGUGCUCGGCAUGCAGGAGAUGCGCCGCGAGCUCGCGACGAAGAACUGCGUCAAGGCCAUCAAGGACUUGCUCAAGUGGAGCCACAAGAACACGGACAAGAUCCACACCAACGUGUUCACGCUGGAGACGUCGCGUGAGCUCAAGGACGCGUCGCGGUGCAACACGAUCAAGGAGGUGGCGCGCCUGAUGCGGCCGUCGGACAAGGUGCUCCGCAUCCUCAACUCCGGCGUCGACGGACAGGCCCCGAGCCUCCAGGACCUGCGCGGCAUGCUCCAGGACUACGCCAUCGGCACGGUGUUCGUGUGCGGCGUGCUGGAGAAGUCGUGGGCUGCUGCGCUGGCGAAGGACCUGGGCGACAAGUUCCGCAUCGUCGCGGUGCCCGAGGCCAUCGCCGCCUACGACCUGACGGGCGUCCCCGUGGCCGACCUCGCGCGGUUCUUCGAGGAGGAGGACUUCGGGCAGGAGGUGAACUACCUCAGUGUGCGCGAGCUGACCCAGCAGGGCAACCGCGGCAGCCUGGACGGCGCGGGGCACGCGGCCCACGAGGCGCCGGACACGCGCAGGGACAAGCCGCCGAAGAAGGAGAAGCCGCCGAAGAAGGAGAAGCCGAAGAAGCAGACGUCGCAGCUCGCGAAGGCUCCGACGCAGAACCAGAUGAUGGAGCAGGCCAAGCUCUUCGAGCAGCACAUGAUGCAGCAGCACAACUACGAGCAGCAGCAGGCCAUGGCGCAGCAGCAGCAGAUCCUGCAGCAGCAGCAGUACAUGCAGUCGCCCCAGGCGCAGCAGCAGGCCAUGAUGUCGGAGGCUGCCCAGCAGCAGUACCAGCAGUUCAUGCAGCAGCAGUACGCGCAGCAGCAGCAGUACAUGCAGCAGCAGCAGUACGCGCAGCAGCAGUUCAUGCAGCAGCAGCAGCAGGAGCAGCAGGAGCAGCAGCAGCACCUGCAGGCCAUGGAGGCGGGCCCGAGCGGCGUCAACUCGGCCGGACCUAUCCCUGCGAUCUGA
Pedinophyceae sp. YPF-701 is the source of this 1239-nucleotide messenger RNA. Lineage: Eukaryota; Viridiplantae; Chlorophyta; Pedinophyceae. The record is from the annotation of a GenBank genome assembly.